AGGUGGCAAAAGGUACGUGCUGACAGUAGUUCUAAGCGAUAUUUUCUUUUGGCCAGUGGUGUAGCUUUCGCGUUACGAUAAUGUUAAAGAUCCAUUUAAAAUUCACCGAAAAGUUGGUGUCGUGCUUGCUUUUGGCUUGUAUAGUAAUAGCUCGACCGUUGUUAUCUGAGGCGGCUUCUUACACUUGGGGCCAAUUAUCCAAGUAUGCUUCGCCUAUCUAUGACGAAGAAAUUCUACUAACUGAUGCCAAUCGCACGGUUGAUAUAACAUUUCCAGAAAAGGGUUGCAUCGAUUGCUCCGAUUACACCAUCACCGCAAUGCACGCAUUCGAUAUGCAAACACCACCAUUUCGAAUGGCAGCAGACGGAGAGCGUUUAAGUGAUGCUAACGCGAAGAGCAUGGAUUUGCCAGCGGCUGAUUUGGCGUCGGCUGAAAUAUUGCGCGGCGGCAUAGGCUUUAAUUACACGACACUACGAUUUCGAAUAUCAACGCGCCCUUAUCAAUUACCAGCUGGAGGCGGCGGAGGUGAACAAACAGUUGAUCAUGAAGGUGGCGAUGAUGCAGGCCCUGGCAAUGCCGUUCGAGCGCACUAUCAGCUUGUUAUUUAUGGCGUUAGUAUAUAAAUGUAUGUAUAUACGUAUGUAUGUAUUUAUGUAGAUUGCUAAGAACUCUUAUCUAUAUACGUAGCAUCUUAAGGUGGCAGAGAUAUGUUUUGUUUGUG
This is a messenger RNA of Anastrepha ludens (Mexican fruit fly), 721 nucleotides long. RefSeq lists its product as uncharacterized. The transcript is spliced from 2 exons. The coding region runs from base 81 to 623 and encodes 180 amino acids. The record is from RefSeq and is a predicted model, not a curated record. Lineage: Eukaryota; Metazoa; Arthropoda; Insecta; Diptera; Tephritidae.